This is a messenger RNA of Aphanomyces astaci, 1657 nucleotides long. RefSeq lists its product as hypothetical. Lineage: Eukaryota; Oomycota; Saprolegniomycetes; Saprolegniales; Verrucalvaceae. Gene Ontology annotation, biological process: magnesium ion homeostasis. Gene Ontology annotation, cellular component: intracellular membrane-bounded organelle. The transcript has 2 exons. The record is from RefSeq and is a predicted model, not a curated record. Bases 22 to 1545 code for a protein of 507 amino acids.
CCCACUCUCAUUCGUUCGGGCAUGCUGCAGGAAGUGCUGGAGUUUCUUCGCCUGAGCCACACGGAGGAAUGUGACGGCGAGCUGCUGAGUCCAUUCUGCGACCCGUACGAGUUCUACAUGUCCUUGGGCAUUGUGGUGGCGACCAUAUGCGUGGCCGGGAUGAUGGCCGGCCUCACGAUGGGAUUGCUCAGUCUCGACAAACUCAACCUUCAAAUCCUCCAACUUGAGGGCACAGAUGUGGAAAAGGAGCGUGCGAGUCGGGUGCUUCCGCUCAUCCAGCGGCAUCAUCGUCUGCUCGUGACGCUGCUUCUCUUCAACGCCGCCGCGAACGAGGCGUUGCCGGUAUUCCUUGCGCGGCUCGUCCCCGAGACGCAAGCGAUUGUCAUCUCCGUCACGUCCGUGCUCAUGUUUGGUGAAAUCCUUCCGUCGGCCGUGUUCACAGGCAAAAGUCAGCUUGCGAUCGCGGCGGGCUUCGUUCCGUUUGUCGAACUGAUCAUGAUCCUUGCGUUUCCGAUUGCAUUUCCUAUCUCCAAGAUGCUCGACUGGUGCGUCGGCGAAGACCACGACGUGACGCGGUACAAGCGCAAGGAGCUCAAGGCGCUAGUGGCGCUGCAGAAGGAGGCGCAUCCGCUGCCGUGUCGCGGCUCGAUGCUGUCGUACUCGCCGUCGAAGAACGCCAUGAGGGCGCGGCGAUCCGCGGGCUUCUACAGCGCCGUGGCCGAGCACCUUCUCGAUGAAGUCGACCACGUACUCUUGCCACAUGCGACCCACCUCCACACGGACGAGAUCACCAUCAUCCACGGCGCGCUGGACCUGACGACCAAGACCGUGUGCGACGUCAUGGUGCCGUGGUCCGAGGUGUUCAUGCUGGAUGAAGACAGUCGUCUCACUAAGGACUGCCUCGCGCACAUCCUCUCGUCCGGCCACUCGAGGAUCCCCGUCUACAGAAAGCACCGUGUCAAUGUCGUCGGCCUGCUGCUGGUGAAGCGGUUGAUAGUCCUCGACCCGUCGGACGCGCGGCCCCUGCGCGAGCUCAUGCUCAAGAAGCCCAUCGUCGUAUCUCCCGACUUUAGCUGCUACGAAGUCCUAAACGAGUUCCAGAAGGGCCGCAGCCACAUGGCGCUCAUCACGCCGCAGGUGGGGUACGUCCAGCACUGCUGGGUCACGGGCGAGCCACUCGAGCCGGACGACGUCGAGUUUGUCGGGAUCAUCACCAUCGAGGACGUGGUCGAGGAGUUGAUCCAGGAGGAGAUCCAGGACGAAACCGAUAGAGCCGACGCCAACGUCCGCCGCUUCGAAGCGCAGGCGCGCGGCCUCCACAAGUGCGACGCCCGCCUCCGCGCAUGGGCCGCCCGCGCUCGGCGCCGCGUACAGAUCCGCCGCGCCAAGAGCGUCAAGCGGCUGUCCAUUACCCCGCGAAACUCAAAGGUCAAACGGCACUCUGUCGACCAUGCGACAGUGCACGACGUGAGUGCGCCCAGUCCGACGUCGUGGGCCAUCUCGAUGCCAUCCGAGUCGUCGCCGUUGUUGUCGAGAAGCACGUAGUAAUAGUAGUAGACACAUAACUGAAUCUAGUAUAUACGACAAAGUACUGGUAGUAGUACUAGUUGUAGUAGUUUCCACUAACGUUAUGUUUAAUUUACUUUCUUCUGUCGGA